Durio zibethinus is the source of this 1978-nucleotide messenger RNA. NCBI's taxonomy places the organism in Eukaryota, Viridiplantae, Streptophyta, Magnoliopsida, Malvales, Malvaceae. The record is from RefSeq and is a predicted model, not a curated record.
UAAUGGACACUUGAUUUUGGUCAUACGCUGUUUAUUAGUACAUGAUCAAAAUUUAAGUAAUGGAUUAUUAUUAUUAUUAUUAUUUUAGAGUAUUGUUUCCCGCCAUUUUCAGAAGGAAGGUAAAGAUUUUCCCGCCAAAAGCAGCGGCAAAAGUGGAAAACCAUCCCAUCCUUUUGCUAUUUGCCAUUUUCCAGACAGUGAGAGAAAAAAGUGUGUAAAACAAGAAAGAAAGAAAGGAAAAAGGAAAAAUGAGUGGGCAAACUCGAAAGUUGAUUCAGAAGAAAUUGAAGAUAAGAGGAUACAGCCUAAAGAUGGAUGGUCUUGAGGAGAUUCUUUCCUUUGUUAAUCGAUUCCAAGAUGCCGAAGAUGAGGCCAUGGAUCUUCUCCUCGACCAGCUCGAUCAUCAAUCCUUGAAAUCUUCCAUCAUCGACAAGGAGGCCGUGCACGGAGUAAUCAGUCUUCUAUUGGAAGCAGAAGCAGCUGAGGAGGAAUACCCUACUUCUUCUCGUUCUUCUAUUCGCGUGGUUGAUGCCUUUCUGGUCCCCAAAUUUCGAUACGAUCCCAUCAAGAAGCAUUUCUUUCAACAUGCUGGUAGUCUACCCAUCCAUGGAGAGGCUUCUGCAAAAGCAGCUCUUUAUAGAGAUAGAUUUCUGUUGCUGUUCCAGAGGGUUUCCCGUGAUCAACAUUUUAUUAAACCCGCAUUUGAUACCGAUGAUGAAACCUCUCAAAGCUGUCAGCUAUCGCCAAUACAGUCUCUGGUUGGGCAAAGAGGGAGGAGAUGGGUGAUGGGUGUCAUCUCACAGUUGGAGGAUGGUCAUUUUUACUUGGAAGACCUUACUGCUGCUGUUGAAAUUGACUUCUCCAAAGCAAAAAUAACUACAGGAUUUUUCGCUGAGAACACCAUAAUUGUAGCAGAAGGUGAAAUGCUUUCUGAGGGAAUAUUUCAGGUAAUUACAUGUGGUUUUCCUCCCUUAGAGGACAGAGAUAAAUCACUCAAAGUAUUUGCUGGGCAUGACUUCUUUGGUGGUGGUACACUAACAAAAGAGGAGACACUCAGACUUGCAGAUCUAGAAAAGCGAGCAGUGAAUGACAUGUUUGUCAUACUGUCUGACAUUUGGCUGGACAAUGAACAGGUUAUGGAAAAGCUGGAGACUGUCCUUAAUGGAUUUGAGAGUGUGGAAAUCGUUCCUUCCUUAUUUGUUUUCAUGGGAAACUUUUGUUCUCACCCCUGUAACCUCUCCUUUCAUUCUUUCUCAAGUCUUAGAUUGCAUUUUGGCAAAUUAGGCCGAAUGAUUGAAGCCCAUCCACGACUUAAAGAGCAGAGUCAAUUUCUUUUCAUUCCUGGUCCCGAUGAUGCAGGUGUGUUAAAGUAUUGCCUCAUAAUAUUUGCUUGCACCCUAAGAGAGUUGUAUCUCUUUAGAAUAUGUUUGCUUUUGAUAAUUUCAGGUCCAUCAACUGCUCUACCUCGGUGUGCUUUACCAAAAUAUCUAACUGAAGAGUUUCAGAAGCAUGUUCCAAAUGCCAUAUUUUCUAGUAAUCCCUGCAGAAUAAAGUUCUACACCCAGGAAAUUGUCUUCUUUCGUCAAGAUCUGCUGUAUAGGAUGCGUCGUUCCUGUUUGAUUCCCCCUUCUACCGAAGAAACAGAUGAUCCUUUCGAACAUCUUGUUGCAACUAUAACCCAUCAAAGUCACCUCUGCCCACUCCCUCUCUUUGUACAACCUAUUAUUUGGAAUUAUGACCAUUGUCUCCAUCUAUAUCCAACUCCGCAUACGAUCAUUUUAGGAGAUAGAAGUGAGCAGAAGGCAUUCAAAUACACCGGAAUUACUUGCUUUAAUCCGGGUUCCUUUGCAGAAGAUAGCACAUUUGUUGCAUAUCGGCCUUGCUCUCAAGAAGUUGAGUUUUCAGCCUUGUGAGUAUCAAAAGUUUAAGGCUUCCAUGCCCUCUAGCACGUAGAUACCUGAACAAACGAAGAAUGAAA